AUGGCUACUAGGAAGUCCACAAAACUACGUAUACCGCAUUCUCAAGAUGAUUGCGAGCUGGUUGGGAUUUUGGAACAACUGGCACCUGAAGAAUCCAUGCAGGGCAGAAAGAUUGCCCUGAUUCUUCACGGGUCUAUGGGUCAUAAAGACUACUUAUUCCUAAAGCGUCUUGCACUACGUUUCCCGAUGGACUCAUUCAGAUUUGAUUUUCGCGGCAAUCAUGAAAGUGGGGGCCAACGGAUACAAAGUGGGAUUGCUAGAGAUGUUGAGGACCUCGUGACAGUCGUUUCUUACCUCCGCAAUACGUACGGAUACGAGAUUGAUGCGGUGGUGGGCCAUUCUCGUGGUUCUGUGGUCGGGAUGCAUUGGCUAUGCACGUCAAAAGAAGGCCAACGUGUUCGUGCUAUGGUCAAUGCGUCGGGUCGUUACCGAAUGGAUGGGGUUUACGACCUCUACAAAGAGCAGUGGGACUUCAAAGGUCCCUACGAGCGGACCGUGACAGUCGCUCGACAAACAGUUGUGGAAAGAGUCUAUCCAGAAGAUCUAGAGGAGUUCUCUAAGUGGAAUACCGCAAUCGUUUGGGACAAAUUCCCUGCUCAAAUUCAUGUUCUGACAAUGCAUGGUCUCCUCGAUAAGGCAGUUCCUUCAUAUGAUGCGGUUAUUUACUCUCGAGCACUUGGUGCCAGAACGCCUGGCACCCACAACCUCCAUUUAGUAGAGAAGGCCGAUCACAAUUUUACAAAGCGCCAAGACGAAGUUGUAGACUGCAUUCUGGAGUGGUGGGAUGCUCUUAACCAAGGACGCUUGAAAACAGGCAUAUUUAUGACAGGCGUACGUGGCAAACUGUGA
Messenger RNA from Suillus fuscotomentosus, 849 nucleotides. RefSeq names its product ectomycorrhiza-regulated esterase. The transcript is spliced from 8 exons. The record is from RefSeq and is a predicted model, not a curated record. The coding region runs from base 1 to 849 and encodes 282 amino acids. NCBI's taxonomy places the organism in Eukaryota, Fungi, Basidiomycota, Agaricomycetes, Boletales, Suillaceae.